Molecule: messenger RNA, 1350 nt
Organism: Drosophila virilis
Lineage: Eukaryota; Metazoa; Arthropoda; Insecta; Diptera; Drosophilidae
Source: RefSeq, a predicted model, not a curated record
AUGGUGGGGGAGGACGAGCAGGCAAAUGCAAGAGGCAAGCUCGUCGAGGAGCCAGAUACCCAGGCGGAGGACGUCUCGGACGGCAUUUCGAUAAUUAGCGACUGCGAAAGCACCGGACGCAUUUCCCCACAUCCAUUUUUGCGUGAACAUCUGAACGAACUUAAUUUCAAAUACGAUUCCGGACACGAACUGCCACUAUUGGGCAAUCUACCGGAGGACAUCGCCGUACAGCAGAUCCAUGAGCGGCGACGCGUCCAGUUAGAAUUGGAUGAUGCCCUACGUACUCAAACGGCGUCACCUGUUGUGCGUCCGCAAAGCGAGUUGAGCCAGCCAACCCAAAGGUUGGGCUACCGCCUGCCAACGCUGGUGGAGAGCGGCCUGACCGCUGUAUUCUAUGUGGGCGCCACACUGGCUAUACUGGCGUUUAUUAGCCGCCUGCGUAAUCCCGAGUGGCAGGCGCUCGGCGGUGACAAGCCCAUUGCAGAGCUGGAGCAGCGUCUGGUUGAGCUGGAGCUGCAGAAUAAUUUGAUGCGGGCCGAGAUUGACAUCAUGUCCAAGCAGUUGCAGUACCUUAGCUCCUUGGCUGGCAGCGGUCAGGGUCAAGCGCAGGCGCAAUCGCAAUCGCAGGGCCGACGGGCAAAAACGUUCAAGGCCUGGCCUGGCAAUGGCAACUCCGUGGAUCCGGUUGAUAUAACCAAAGCGGAUCUGAAGCGCCCGUACAAGUGUCCAGAUGGCCAAUAUGUGGAAAUCGCUGCCAUGUGCAUGGAAAACAAGCCGCAUGCCGAAUCUCUAGCUGACGAGAUUGGUAAUGUGGUCAACGAUGUGCUGCAGCAAUCGCAAGCUUUUCACAACUUUGAAAAGGUCACCGAGCGGCUAGGCACACUCGCUGGGCAGAAGGAUGCACCCAGUGACAGUCCAAAAACCUAUCAUGCACAUGGCGAAAAGAUGCGACCACCACCGUUAGAUAACAACAGUCGCGGACCCGUGCCCGUGCACGUGCCCCAACCAACAUAUGAUACCUCCAAGGAGCGUUACACAACGAAACAUAAUCACAAGCGUCGGGAACACUCGAGGGAGCGUAACCGAUAUAAGAGCAGCGAGCACGAUUCGAAGGAGCGACACAACAGAAAGCACGCUGACAAGUCCAAGGAGGAGCGCGGCAAGAAGCGCCAUGGGGGGCAUGACAAUGAUAGUGGCAGCGGCAGCGGCAGCGGCGAGUGGCACGAACGCAUGAUGCAACAUCGAGAGCAAUCGCGCCAGAGGCACGAACAGAAGCGCAACAAUAACUGGUAUAUUGAGCGGGGCGGCAGUCGGGAGCAGAUACGUUCCGGCGAGACCAGACGACGCUAA